AAAGGGAUUGAGCAAAGAUGUUUUAAUGAUUUAAAAAGCGUUUUUUUCCUUAAACUGGUGGUUUGGCAAAGAGAAAGGGCCUCUUGGCGGUGGCCAGCACGGGGAGGGGCUGAGGGACCCCCACGGACCCCACUUGACGCCUCUGCUUCUCUCUCCCUGCAGCGCCGAGGUGUGGGGGUCCCUGCGCCGCUGGGAUUCGGGGACGAGCGCCUUCGCCCACAGGUCCUACAGGACCCACCACAUCCCCCCGGCCCUGCCUGAGCCCCGGCCCCCCGGCUGCAGGUGUAGCCCCCCGGGGCGGGGCUGCUUUGCCCCCCCACCUCCCGGUCUGUGCCCUGCUAAGUAAAUUCUCACUUGACAUCUGCAGCUGCCUCCUCCUUGCCCGGCCAUGGGAUGUUGCCCCCUGUGCCGGCCACCCGGCUCGCACGGCACCCAGCUUGGUGCCACCUUCACCAGGCCGUUGGCCACGUGGGGCUGUGGAGGAUGGGGGCACCAGGCCCCCCCCAAACCACCCAGAGGCUUGGUUGUGUGGCUCUUGGUGUUGGAGGGGGGCACAUGGUGGCAGCGGUGGGGUGUGCAGGGAGCCACAGGUGGGCAUCCCCUGGGGUGGCACUCUGUGCCCCAUUGCCUGGGCGGGGGCUGCAGCCCACUCGUGUGAUGAGCGUGGCGGUUCUCAGCACGCCUCAGUGGUGGGCACUCGGACGUGACAAAUGCUCCUCGGGGAAACGAGCUGGACCUGUUUGUGACGGGGCUGCGGCCAGCGCAGGAAUGUGGGCGGUUGGCAGCCGCAGGUGGGUCCCAUGGGGAUGCAGAGCCCGGCUGCCUGCACUCCCACCCCAGGCACCCAGGCGCCCACACGAUGCUCCCGCUGCUCCUCCUGCUCCUGGCAACAGCCCACGGCCUGGAGACACUCGAGUACAGUCCGACCCUGGCCACACUGCCUCUGGGGGGCCUGAAGACCACCUCCACCUUCGUGCUGGAGCAGCCCCGCUGCGUCUUCAAUGUGCGAGACGAUGCCGUCAUCUGGCUGGUGGUGGCCGUCCCCAAGGCCGUACCCGACUUCAACAACAGCGUGGAGCCAGGGACCCCCGAGAGGGCAUUCCAGGGCUUCCCCACCACCGCCCCCGCCUACAUGACCCUCAACAGCACCCUCCUGCACUACCCCUGCCCCAAAAAACCCGGGGACAUCACGGUGCUGCGUGUGGGCAGCGAGACCAGCUGCACCAGGGCUGAGAACAGACCCACCUGCAACGGCCCCCUGCCUGGCCCUGGGCCAUACCGGGUGAAGUUCCUCGCCCUGGAGGGCUCCGAGCCCGUGGCAGAGACAGCCUGGUCGGAACCCAUCACCCUGAGGACAGCCCAGUCACCCAGCAGCAUCCCCACCACGGGCAGCGGGCACAGCGCCAGCAUGAUUGCCAUCACCUCUAUCCUCUCCAUCCUCUUCGCCAUCCUGCUGGCCGGCCUGCUGGCCAUGCUGGUCUUGGGCUCAGACACCUGUGGCGGCAGCAGCACCUUCAGCAAGCCGGAGGCAGUGACAGUGCAGCGGUACAACACCCACCACGUCUACGACCAGCCGGCUGCACGGCUCUGAGCCCCCCCAUGGCCCCCAAUGUCCCCCCGCAGCCCCCCACCCCACCUCCCCACCUGCUCCCGCCAUCCCAUGUGCCCUUGGGUGCCCUCGGGAUGGCACCACCGGAGCGGGUGGCACGGUGCCCACCGCAGGGGCACCGCCAGCACGUAGGGAGGGGGGGCCCUGGGGAGCUGCGAAGGAGCGGAUUAAAGGC
Molecule: messenger RNA, 1784 nt
Organism: Falco peregrinus (peregrine falcon)
Lineage: Eukaryota; Metazoa; Chordata; Aves; Falconiformes; Falconidae
Product: uroplakin-3b-like protein 1
Exons: 6
Coding region: 860-1591 (243 amino acids)
Source: RefSeq, a predicted model, not a curated record